Mya arenaria is the source of this 510-nucleotide messenger RNA. RefSeq lists its product as uncharacterized. The record is from RefSeq and is a predicted model, not a curated record. The coding region runs from base 1 to 510 and encodes 169 amino acids. Lineage: Eukaryota; Metazoa; Mollusca; Bivalvia; Myida; Myidae. The transcript has 3 exons.
AUGACACCCAGGCGACAACAGGCUACACAGAUGACACCCAGGCGACACCAGGCUACAAAGAUGACACCCUUGCGACACAGGCGACACAAGGCAACACGAUGGCACCCAGGCGCCAACAGGCAACACGAUGACAUCAAGUCGACACCAGGCAACAAAGAUGCCACCCAGGUGACACCAGGCUACACAGAUGACACCAAGGCGGCAACAGGCUACACAGAUCGCACCCAGGCGACACCAGGCUACACAGAUGCCUCCCAGACGAUAACAGACUACACAGAUGCUACUCAUGCGACACCAGGCUGCACUGAUGACACCCAGGCGAUACAGGCAACGCAGGUGACACCAGGCAACACAGAAAACACUCGGGCGACACCUGGCUACACAGAUGACACCCAGGCGACAACAGGCUACAUAGAUGACACUCGGGCGACACCUGGCUACAAAGAUGACACCCAGGUGACACAAGGCAACACGAUGCCACCCAGGCAACAACAGGCUACACAGAUGUAA